Messenger RNA from Sinocyclocheilus rhinocerous, 7157 nucleotides. RefSeq names its product plexin-A4. Gene Ontology annotation, molecular function: protein binding; semaphorin receptor activity. The transcript has 31 exons. The record is from RefSeq and is a predicted model, not a curated record. The coding region runs from base 1 to 5715 and encodes 1904 amino acids. Gene Ontology annotation, biological process: semaphorin-plexin signaling pathway; regulation of cell migration. NCBI's taxonomy places the organism in Eukaryota, Metazoa, Chordata, Actinopteri, Cypriniformes, Cyprinidae. Gene Ontology annotation, cellular component: plasma membrane; semaphorin receptor complex.
AUGGCUUCCCACAACAGGAGAUUGAACUGUUUCACUUUUUCUUGCUGCAUCAUUGUCCUGCUGGUUCCCCUCGUGGCUACAAGGCCACAACAGCCUUCAGCGGCAUCCAGAGUACAUGAGGAAUACAGCACAUUCCAGGUGGAAAACCCUGAAUGGACCUUUAACCAUCUUGCGGUGGACCACAGAAAUGGGAAUGUGUACCUUGGGGCUGUGAACCGCAUUUACAAACUCUCACCUGGGUUGGAUGUACAGGUGUCACAUCAGACUGGCCCAGAUGAGGAUAACCGGAACUGCUACCCGCCCCGAAUAGUGCAGCCUUGUAGCGAACCACUCACGUUAACCAACAACGUCAAUAAGAUGCUGCUUAUGGACUACCGUGAGAACCGGCUGUUGGCUUGCGGCAGCCUGUACCAGGGUAUUUGCAAACUCCUCCGUCUGGAUGAUCUUUUUAAGCUUGGAGAGCCCUUCCAUAAAAAAGAGCACUACCUCUCUGGUGUCAAUGAGAGUGGCUCCGUUUUUGGGGUCAUUGUGUCUUACGGUGACGCUUCACCUGAUAAGCUAUUCGUGGCCACAGCUGUCGACGGAAGACCGGAGUACUUCCCAACAAUAUCCAGUCGUAAGCUCACCCGUAACUCUGAGGAGGAUGGGAUGUUCGCCUACGUCUUCCACGAUGAAUUUGUUGCCUCCAUGAUUAAAAUCCCAUCGGAUACAUUCACGGUGGUACCAGACUUUGACAUCUAUUACAUAUAUGGGUUUAGCAGUGGAAAUUUUGUGUAUUUUCUCACAUUGCAACCCGAAAUGGGAGGAGGCCCAACGACUGGGUCAUCCUCGGCCGGGCGUGAACAGGUGUACACUUCCAAACUAGUGCGACUUUGCAAGGACGACACUGCGUUUAACUCAUACGUUGAGGUUCCUCUUGGUUGCGUUAAGGGUGGGGUUGAGUAUCGCCUACUGCAGGCGGCCUACCUUUCCAAGGCAGGUACCAUUCUGGCACGUUCGCUGGGCAUAGGACCCGAUGAUGACAUCCUUUAUGCUGUGUUCUCCAAAGGACAGAAAAGGAGGCCCAAGGAGUCAUCUCAGGAGUCGGCUCUAUGUGUGUUCACGCUCAAAGAAAUUAAUGAAAGAAUUAAGGACCGGCUGCAGUCGUGCUAUAAAGGAGAGGGAACCCUGGAUCUUGCUUGGCUCAAAGUUAAAGACAUCUCAUGCAGUAGCGCACUCCUCACCAUCGAUGACAACUUCUGUGGUCUGGAUAUGAACGCCCCACUCGGCGUCUCAGAGAUGGUGCGUGGAAUUCCACUGUUCUCCGAAUCCAAUGACAAAAUGACAUCAGUUAUCGCCUACGUGUACAAGAACCACUCUCUGGCUUUUGUGGGGACCAAAGGGGGUCGUCUGAAAAAGAUUCGAGUAGAUGGUCCUACCUAUGGCGCUUUACAGUAUGAAACCAUCCAAGUUGUCGACAAUGGGCAGAUCCUGCGAGACAUGGCCUUCUCUUCAGAUCAGCACUUCUUGUAUGUGAUGUCAGAGUCACAGCUGACCCGUGUCCCAGUGGAGGCCUGCGAGCAGUAUUCAUCCUGUAAAGAGUGUCUGGGAUCUGGAGAUCCUCACUGUGGCUGGUGUGUGCUUCACAGCAUGUGCACUAGGAAGGAGAAGUGCGAACGGUCAUCCGAGCCUCGUCGUUUUGCCUCGGACAUAAAGCAGUGUGUGAGACUCAGCGUUCACCCCAACAACAUCUCCGUGUCUCAAUACAAUGUCAUGCUAGUUCUGCAGGCACAUAACGUGCCAGAACUUUCUGCAGGGGUCAACUGCACCUUUGAGGACCUGGCGGAGAUGGAUGGUCUAGUCGAGGGGAACCGCAUUACCUGCAGCUCUCCUGCGGAGAAGGAAGUCCCACGCAUCGUCAUAGACCAAGGUGACCAUCAGAUUGUCCAGCUCUACCUCAAAUCAAAGGAGACGGGACUAGCUUUCGCCAACACUAGUUUUGUCUUCUACAACUGCAGUGUACACAAGUCGUGUCUAUCCUGUGUUGGAAGCCCAUACCAGUGCCACUGGUGCAAAUAUCGUCACACGUGCACCCAUGAUCCGAGCAGCUGCUCUUUCCAGGAGGGUCGUGUCAAACAGCCAGAGGAAUGUCCUCAGCUGCUUCCAGCGGAUCGUAUCCUGGUUCCAGUAAACAUAGUGAAACCCAUCACCCUUCGGGCCAAGAACCUGCCCCAGCCACAGUCGGGCCAGCGUGGGUACGAGUGUUUACUCACCAUACAAGGAGUGGAACAGAGAGUUCCCGCCCUCCGCUUCAACAGCUCCAGUGUACAGUGCCAGAACACAUCGUACUUGUAUGAUGGGAUGGAGAUGAGUAGCCUCCCUGUGGAUCUGACGGUCAUCUGGAACGGAGACUUCAGCAUUGACAACCCGGCCCAAAACAAAGUGCACCUAUACAAGUGUGACGCACGGCGGGAGAGCUGUGGACUCUGUCUGAAGGCAGACCCUCUGUUCGGCUGUGUGUGGUGUAAGGGAGAGAACCGUUGCUCUCUGAAACAGCACUGUCCUCACCCGCAGAGCAUGUGGCUCGAGCACAAUGGCAUCAAUAGCAAGUGCACGCACCCCAGAAUCACAAAGAUCACCCCACUUCGAGGGCCGCGUGAAGGUGGAACACUGGUGACUAUUCGUGGCGAGAACCUGGGACUGGAGUUCAGUGAGAUUAAGGACUAUGUGAAGGUUGCAGAUGUGGAAUGUACGCCAGUACCCGAGGGAUAUAUACCAGCAGAACAGAUUGUGUGCGAAAUGGGAAAAGCGGAAAGAAGCCAGUUUGCUGGAAAUGUCCAAGUGUGCGUUGGAGAGUGUCGUCCCGAGUUCAUGGCCAAGUCGUCUAAGUACUACUACUUUGUGAUCCCUAGAUUGUCGAGUUUAAAGCCAAACCGAGGGCCAGUAUCUGGGGGCACCAUAGUUAACAUCACCGGCAGCAACCUGGACGCGGGCAGCAAUGUGUCAAUCAUGUUCAAAGACCAGAAGUGCACCUAUCAAAGGAGAGGAGGACAGUGGAUAACAUGUCGUUCUCACGCCUCCAUGCAAGGCUACGGAAAUGUGUCUGUAUCAGUGUUUGUGGAUAAAGCCCACAUUCACAAAGAUCUCAAGUUUGAGUAUGUGGAGGACCCCACUAUCACCAAACUUGAACCCGAGUGGAGCAUUUUCAGUGGCAACACACCAGUGACUGUGACUGGGACAAACCUGGACAUCAUCCAGACUCCUCUCAUCAGAGCCAAGUAUAAGAACUUGGAGACGGUCAACAUAUGUCAGGUUCUGAGUCCCACCAUUAUGCAGUGCAUGGCCCCAGAGCUUCCCUACAGUCUAAGCAGGCAGAAGGAAGUGCCAGAGAGACCUGAUGAGUUUGGCUUCAUCCUGGACAACGUUCAGUCUGUGCUGGCCUUCAACAACACCAACUUUAUCUACUACCCAAAUCCAGUGUUUGAACCGCUCAGUGUGUCUGGGGUCCAGGAACUCAAGCCAGGGUCCCCCAUCAUUCUCAAAGGUAGAAACUUCCUCCCUCCAGCCCCGGGUGGCAACGGGAAGCUGAACUACACUGUUCUGAUUGGAGACAAACCUUGCACCUUAACUGUAUCAGAUACUCAACUGCUAUGUGAAUCGCCCAAUCUGACUGGACGCCACAAGGUUCUGGCCCGUGUUGGUGGCAUUGAGUUUUCGCCAGGUGUGGUCCACAUCACCUCUGACAGCCCCCUCAGCAGCACCGCCGUUAUUAGCAUUGCUGGGGCAGGAGGCCUCCUCAUCUUCUUCAUCGUCAUUGUCCUCAUUGCCUACAAGCGCAAAUCCCGUGAGAGUGACCUCACUCUCAAGCGCCUGCAGAUGCAGAUGGACAACCUGGAGUCCAGAGUAGCCUUGGAGUGUAAAGAGGCAUUUGCAGAGCUGCAGACAGACAUUCAUGAGUUGACCAGCGACCUGGACGGAGCUGGUAUUCCAUUCUUGGACUACCGCACAUACACCAUGCGAGUUUUGUUCCCUGGCAUCGAAGAGCACCCUGUCCUUAGAGACCUGGAGGUGCCAGGUUACAGACAGGAACAGGUGGAGAAGGGCCUAAAACUGUUUGGACAGCUUAUCAACAACAAGGUUUUCCUGCUGUCCUUCAUCCGAACUCUUGAGUCUCAGAGAGGCUUCUCCAUGCGAGACCGCGGCAACGUCGCCUCCUUGAUCAUGACCGUUUUGCAAAGUAAACUAGAGUAUGCAACGGACGUGCUCAAACACCUGCUGUCUGACCUCAUUGACAAGAACCUGGAAAGCAAGAACCAUCCCAAACUCUUACUCAGAAGAACGGAGUCUGUGGCUGAGAAAAUGCUCACAAAUUGGUUCACUUUUCUGCUAUACAAAUUCCUCAAGGAGUGUGCCGGGGAGCCCCUCUUCUCUCUAUUUUGUGCCAUAAAGCAACAAAUGGAAAAAGGCCCCAUCGACUCUAUCACCGGAGAAGCCCGCUACUCACUCAGUGAAGACAAGCUCAUCAGACAGCAAAUUGAUUACAAGACUCUGGUGGUGAACUGCUUGCAUCCAGACAAUGAGAAGAGCCCAGAGGUGCAGGUGAAGGUGCUGAACUGUGACUCCAUCAGCCAGGUGAAGGAGAAGAUCUUGGAUGCCAUCUACAAGAACGUCCCCUACUCGCACCGACCAAAAGCCUCUGACAUGGACCUAGAAUGGCGUCAAGGCAGAGUAGUACGAGUCAUCCUUCAGGAUGAAGAUGUUACGACAAAGAUUGAGGGUGACUGGAAAAGACUCAACAUGCUGACUCACUACCAGGUGACUGAUAAUGCAGUGGUAGCUCUCGUAUCAAAGCAGGUCACCGCAUACAACUCUGUGAACAACUCCACUGUCUCCAGAACCUCUGCUAGCAAAUAUGAAAACAUGAUCAAGUACACGGGCAGUCCGGACAGCCUGCGUUCCCGCACACCCAUGAUCACACCUGACCUGGAGAGCGGCGUCAAGGUGUGGCAUCUGGUGAAGAACCAUGAGCAUGGAGACCAGAAGGAGGGAGACCGUGGCAGCAAGAUGGUCUCGGAGAUCUACUUGACCAGGCUGUUGGCCACCAAGGGCACUCUACAGAAGUUUGUGGAUGACCUCUUUGAGACCAUCUUCAGCACAGCACACAGAGGAAGUGCCCUUCCUCUUUCUAUCAAGUAUAUGUUUGACUUCCUGGAUGAGCAGGCCGACAAGCACAACAUACACGACCCGCACGUCAGACACACAUGGAAGAGCAACUGCCUACCUCUACGGUUCUGGGUGAAUGUGAUCAAGAACCCACAGUUUGUGUUCGACAUCCAUAAGAGCAGCAUCACGGACGCCUGUCUGUCUGUGGUGGCACAAACAUUCAUGGAUUCGUGCUCAACGUCAGAGCACCGCCUGGGCAAAGACUCCCCCUCUAACAAGCUGCUGUAUGCCAAGGACAUUCCCAGCUACAAGAACUGGGUGGAGAGAUAUUACUCCGACAUUAGUAAGAUGCCUGCGAUCAGUGAUCAGGAUAUGAACGCAUAUCUAGCAGAACAGUCCCGUAUGCACAUGAACGAGUUCAACACCAUGAGCUCCCUCAGCGAGAUCUACUCUUAUGUGGGCAAAUAUACAGAAGAGAUUGUGUCUGCGCUGGAGCAGGAUGAUGGUGCCAGAAAACAGAGACUGGCCUAUAAGCUGGAGCAGGUGGUCGCCUUCAUGAGCCUGGAGAGCUGAGGACCACAUUUCCCAGAGUGCACUGGGAGAUCCAUCAGAAACCGAGCCGUGCCUGAUUGAAGACCUGUUCAUCUAUCUCAUCUCUUCUGUUUGCAAUCUUCCCACAAAAACAAGCGUUUGCAUCGUAUUAGCUCUGCUUUCUAGAAGAGUAGAGAUGGGAACUGGAGGGUGGGCGGAGGAGCCAAGGACUACAUUACCCAUGAUGCAGUAGAGUGGGUGGCCAUCCGGCUCUGCUGUGUAGAGGAGGGGUGGCUGCCUACGAGUUCCACGUCACUGCAUCCUCCAUCCUUCUCCCUGACUGGAAAAGAGAAAAAAAAAUUCUGUUGCCUUCAAAGUUUAGCUGAUAAGCAGAAACCACAAUGUUUGGUGUCAAUUUGUUCUGACUUUUAUGACUAAUAUUGAGUCCAGUUCAUUGUAGUACCUUUAUGAAACACUGAAACGCAAGACGAAAAAAAUGGUACUGCAUGAAUCUGAAGAAUGCAGUUCAUUCGGGCCAUUUCAAAAGACACAACACCUUGAUGACACUGGAUUUACGGGACACACAAGAUCAUUUAUACGCUUUGAUAAAAGAACAAUCAAGCCUUGAGAAUCCCAACCGCUUAUUCUCACUUUGAAGACAGUAAGGUGUAUUUAAAACCCUCUACAUUUAGCGGGACACAGCAAGUUAGUGCAUCAACUCUUUUGUCUCUUCCGGGACCUUACCUGACAGUGAAACUGAAAGACGAGACCUAUCGUCUUGUGGGAUACCCACAUCUUCACCACUUCACCACCAGCCUUCAUUUCGGCAUUUAUCCGGCUUGUGCACAUCUGAAUUGAUCCUCUCUUAUCUAGAUGAGUGGAGGAGAAGCCAAGGUUCGUUCCCCUUAGAAUCAAGCACACACACACCCCUCUUCCAGAGAGCGACGCCUUCUCUCUGUACUCCAGCGAGGUUGUCAGGACCUACGCUGUGCUGCAAGAGGACGAAGUAAUCUUAACAACAAAAAAGCACAUUCAAUAGGUGUCUCAGUUCACACAUCCAGUAGGGGGACCUUAAUUACAAAAUAUCCUACUCAGAAUUAGCCGGUAAAAGGGGGAAAUGGCGCAUUGUUGAAAGUGCACACGUGCAGCCUGCACUGUUCACUGCCACAGGGUCCUACCCGUAACGAACACUGGAAGCCUCUAGAAAAACUCACACGUGGACAAAGUUGGUCAGCAGAAAACCAAAGGAGCCCAAUUUAAAAAAAAAAUUAAAAUAGCAAAGCGAAUAAAUUACCCCUGAGAAAGCAAACACAAGGCACUGUUUGUUUUAUGACCUGCAGAAGGAAACUCCGUCUGCAGCCUCAUAUUUGUUACUGUCCAUUAUUCUGUGUGAAGAAUAAUGGACAGUAGACCAUUAUUUGGUUAUUGCACAACUGGGAAGGCGGAAAGAAAUCCCGAUUUGAAGUUUAAGGGCUUGCUGUAGU